CGGCAGGGUCUUAGCGCCGCCGGGUUCCGUACUCCUCGCUCCUCGCCCGGAUUGGUGCCGCCUCCCCGCAGCGGUCCGCUCAUUGGACGGGGGGGGCGGAGCCGGAGAAAACUAAAAACUGGCUUUCAGCUUGAAGACUUUUGAAACUUUUCCCAAUCCCGAAAAGGGACUUGGCCUCUUUUUCUGGGCUCUGCAGGGCAGUCGCGCUGGACCCCGGCUCGUGGACCCUCAGGGCAGCCGAAUUGGUGGGGGGGCUUGGAGAGUGGCCUUUCUGCUCCAGGCGCGGCCCGCUGGGACGGCAUCGUUCCUCUGCCCCCGUGGCGUCUCCACCGCGUCCCCGGCCCUCCGACCCGGCUGCCACCCGCCGGGCCCCGCGAGCCAGCCAGCGAGCGAGGUGGGCCGACUCUGCGCUCGCCCGGGCGCGCCUUCCAGGAUGCUGGUCCGCCCGGUCCGCUGAAAACCAGAGUCCCUUCGCCGCCGGGCGCCUCCUGCACCUCGCCGCCGCGGAGACUCCUAGGCGCCCGGGGGAUCCCCCCGCCAGCUCCCUUCCCCUCUCCGUCUCUCCCUCUCCCUCUCCCUCUCCCUCUCCCUCUCCCUCUCCCUCUCCCUCUCCCUCUCCCUCUCCCUCUCCCUCUCCCUCUCCCUCUCCCUCUCUGUCUCCCUCGCUCGCUCCCUCCGUCUCGCUUUCGCAGGACCUUUCUCGCUGUCCCGGCGCGCAGGCGGCGGCGAGCCGUCUGAGACGCAGCAUGCAGGCGCGCUACUCGGUGUCCGACCCCAACGCCCUGGGAGUGGUGCCCUACUUGAGCGAACAGAAUUACUACCGGGCGGCGGGCAGCUACGGCGGCAUGGCCAGCCCCAUGGGCGUCUACUCGAGCCACCCAGAGCAGUACGGUGCGGGCAUGGGCCGUUCCUAUGCGCCCUACCACCACCACCAGCCCGCGGCGCCCAAGGACCUGGUGAAGCCGCCCUACAGCUACAUCGCGCUCAUCACCAUGGCCAUCCAGAACGCUCCCGAGAAGAAGAUCACCCUGAACGGCAUCUACCAGUUCAUCAUGGACCGAUUCCCCUUCUACCGGGAGAACAAGCAGGGCUGGCAGAACAGCAUCCGACACAACCUGUCACUCAACGAGUGCUUUGUCAAGGUGCCCCGCGACGACAAGAAGCCGGGCAAGGGCAGCUACUGGACGCUGGACCCCGACUCCUACAACAUGUUCGAGAAUGGCAGCUUCCUGCGGCGGCGGCGGCGCUUCAAGAAGAAAGACGUGCCCAAGGACAAGGAGGAGCGCACGCACCUCAAGGAGCCGCCCCCGGCCGCCGCCAAGGGCUCAGCGGCCGGGGGGCCCCUCGCAGACACCCCCAAGGAGGCUGAAAAGAAGGUGGUGAUCAAGAGCGAGGCGGCGUCGCCUGCGCUGCCGGUCAUCACCAAGGUAGAGACUCUGAGCCCCGAGAGCGCACUGCAGGGCAGCCCGCGCAGCGCCGCCUCCACGCCCGCCGGCUCCCCCGACGGCUCCCUGCCCGAGCACCACGCCGGGGCCCCCAAUGGACUGCCCGGCUUCAGCGUAGAGAACAUCAUGACCCUGCGAACGUCCCCCCCGGGGGCCGAGCUGAGCCCCGCGGCCGGGCGCGCCGGCCUGGUGGUGCCCCCGCUCACGCUGCCCUACAACGCCCCGCCGCCCGCCACCUACGGCCAGCCGUGCGCGCAGGGCCUGGAGGCCGGGGCGGCGGGCGGCUACCAGUGCAGCGUGCGCGCCAUGAGCCUGUACACCGGGGCCGAGAGGUCGGUGCACAUGUGCGUCCCGCCCGCGCUGGACGAGGCCCUCUCGGACCACCCCGGAGGCCCCACGUCGCCCCUGAGCGCGCUCAACCUCGCGGCCGCCGGCCAGGAGGGCGCGCUCGCAGCCGCUGGCCAUCACCACCCACACCCCGGCCACCACCACCCGCCUGCACCGCCGCCCCCGCCCCCGCAGGCGCCGCAGCCCUCUCCCGCUCCGCAGCCCGCAACAGCCGCGGCGCAGGCGGCCUCCUGGUAUCUCAAUCACGGCGGGGACCUAAACCAUCUCCCGGGACACACGUUCGCAGCCCAGCAGCAGACUUUCCCCAACGUGCGGGAGAUGUUCAGUUCCCAUCGGCUGGGGAUGGAGAACUCCGCCCUCGGGGAGCCCCAGGUGAGCGGCAACGCUAGCUGUCAGCUGCCCUACCGGUCCACACCGGCCCUCUACCGCCACGCAGCCCCCUAUUCCUACGACUGCACCAAGUACUGAACAUCCCGGCCCGCUCCAGACCCGCCAUGUGCCCGUUGCUCGGGCCACAGAGACAUUUAAAAAUAAGGAAGAAGAAGCAAACGGAGGAAAGAAGUAAAGGGACACAAACUUGACCGCCAGCUUUCAGUCAGACCCGGCUGCAAGGAGAGCGCACGCCGGCCUCGCUCUGGGAAGCUGCAGGUAACAUUUGCUCACCGUCCCCGUUCCUGAGACCCCAAGAAGCACCCCCCCCCUUCCCACCCCGUAAAGGGACUCAGCCCCGCGAAGAGAAUAUCGGUUUUUAAAGGCCCUUCUGCUAUCGAAAUGGUUGUGCUCUCUGUUCCCCCGAGGUUUCCAAAUUAAGUUAUGGACCAAAUCCCAUCGCGACCCAGUAAGGACUCUGAGUGUCCUCAGAGCCAGGGGGGGGGGAGGUCUCUGUGCAUGAUGUAUGUGCUGUGUGGAAUUUUAAAAUUCUUUAACCGUGCUGUACAAAAGUGUGGGUUUGUAAUCAGGCUAAUUUUGUGUUGUUGUUCAGAGCCAUUAAUAUAAUAUUUAAAGUUGAGUUCACUGGAUAGCUUUUCAUUUAACGCAACCAUUUCCAUCUGCCAGAUUGAAAAUUCAAGAAAGCUAGGGGUGUGUGGUGUGUGUGUGUGUGUGUGUAUGUGUGUGGGGGGGUGGGGUGGGGGGAUGAUUCUUCCCCCCAGCUCCUCCCUACACAAUUAUGAGAUAAAGUUAUUCGCCCAGUCACUGGUCUUUUACAAACCAAGAAAAUAAUUUAUUUUGUUGUUGUCGGAGGAGGAUAAAGAAUUCAAAUAUCUGACACUAUUUGCAAAAGUGUGAUGAUUUUGUAUAGUAGAUCCCACUUGGAACUUCCUAAAAGAAAAAAAAACUUUAAAAAAUUUAACUUCACCUGUAUUUGUCUUACAUGGUCUUAAUUGUUGUACUUACCUUAAAAUAAACCCAUGUUGUUUUGCUGCACAAAGUG
This is a messenger RNA of Erinaceus europaeus (western European hedgehog), 3225 nucleotides long. RefSeq names its product forkhead box C2 (gene FOXC2). Gene Ontology annotation, biological process: cell differentiation; anatomical structure morphogenesis; regulation of transcription by RNA polymerase II. The transcript has a single exon. The coding region runs from base 747 to 2261 and encodes 504 amino acids. NCBI's taxonomy places the organism in Eukaryota, Metazoa, Chordata, Mammalia, Eulipotyphla, Erinaceidae. Gene Ontology annotation, molecular function: DNA-binding transcription factor activity, RNA polymerase II-specific; RNA polymerase II cis-regulatory region sequence-specific DNA binding. The record is from RefSeq and is a predicted model, not a curated record.